This is a messenger RNA of Ictalurus furcatus (blue catfish), 534 nucleotides long. Its product is annotated as small integral membrane protein 28-like. The record is from RefSeq and is a predicted model, not a curated record. The transcript is spliced from 2 exons. The coding region runs from base 1 to 534 and encodes 177 amino acids. NCBI's taxonomy places the organism in Eukaryota, Metazoa, Chordata, Actinopteri, Siluriformes, Ictaluridae.
AUGCGAAAGUCUCCAGAGAGCAGCUGGACGAAAUUCGGUCCUGCCGGGAGAGGCUCUUACGACUGGAUGGCGGGAUCGUCAUCACCACCUCCUGAAGAGAAACACGGGCAGGGUUACCACUGGAACGAGCUAUUAACCGACCAGGAUGCAAAGACUGAGAUUGUCUUGUACGUUAUCCUCCCAUUGGUGUCGCUCUUUAUCUUCUGCCUGACAGCCUUCCUGGUCUACCAGAGAUGCUCACGCAGCAAGCUCAGUCUGGCCAACAUCAUUGCGCUGGACCUUCAGGAUGCAGACGGCAGCGCUGAGAUUUUUGCUUCGCUCACAGCCAAUGCCGAGCGUCUGAACAGCACCAGCUCUGACACAUCCGAAGGCGUUUUCCUGAUGGUCUACCUUCCGCCGCCCUACGAGGAAACCCUGACCAAGAUAACCCGUGCAGCAAGUCUCACCAGUGGCAAAGAUGUGGAAUGCAUAAAGAUGGAAGAUCUCGAGGCCAAACUGUGUCCAGAACUCAAAUCCAGCGGGCAUUACGUUUAA